Macrobrachium nipponense is the source of this 5406-nucleotide messenger RNA. Its product is annotated as zinc finger protein Xfin-like. Gene Ontology annotation, biological process: regulation of transcription by RNA polymerase II. Gene Ontology annotation, molecular function: protein binding; DNA-binding transcription factor activity, RNA polymerase II-specific. The record is from RefSeq and is a predicted model, not a curated record. Gene Ontology annotation, cellular component: nucleus. The transcript has 6 exons. The coding region runs from base 244 to 1491 and encodes 415 amino acids. NCBI's taxonomy places the organism in Eukaryota, Metazoa, Arthropoda, Malacostraca, Decapoda, Palaemonidae.
CCCUUAGCAUUCUCACUCUCUCACUCACACGCCGUCACUCGUGUUUCAGUCUGGUGUGUGUGAUGAGUCUAGUGCUGUGCUGAGCGGUGUUCUCUUUAUAUGUUAUCAGUAUUAACCUGUUUAUUCCUCUUCUCUACCGAUGAUACAUUCUUGAGGAAAAGCCGCGUUGUGUAUUGAACUGGAUGCGUGGAACUGUGAUCCUGUAGUAUCUGGCUAACCGGAAAAUUUCCACCGAGAGGCAGCAUGGGUGAAACAACGCCCGAGGGCCAACAGCUCCAUUUGAGAUGGCACUCUCACUCAACCACCUUCACUGGGAUGCUCUCAGAACUUCACCAUGGACGUGCCUACACAGAUGUAUCGCUCGUGUGUGACGGUGGCAUUGUCAGAGCACAUAGGGCCAUUCUUUCCCUCUGUUCUCCUUACUUAGCGGUUGUGUUGGCUGCUUGUCCUGAUACUGAUGCUCCCCUCCUCCUCCCUGAUGUCCCCGUCCAGGAUAUGGUUUAUCUUGUGUCGUUCAUAUAUCGUGGUCAGGUGGAUGUGCAUCAGCAACAUAUUGCAUCAUUUCUAAAUACUGCCAAGCAUCUUCAUGUUCUUGGCUUAGAAGAAGGGGAUAGACUUGUCGAUUCUUCUCCAAGCAAGUCUGACACUUCUACCUCUGGCAGUGAAGCUGGUGAUGACAUCAGUCAAGUCAUAAAUGGAAACAACAACAAUGAGGAAGAGGAGUUGGUUGAAGAGGAAGAGGAGGAGGAGGAUGGAACGACUGAACAUGGUCAGGCCGUCAAUGUGAAGGCUGAAUUUACUGUUAAAGAAGAGCCUCUUGAAACUGCAGAGGCAUCUGCUGAUGUCACAGCUGACAUAACACCAGAUGGAAGGAUUGAUCUCAAUUUUUAUCUGCAGCAAGCAAUACAGAGUGCAUCCAUGCCUUGUCCACUAUGUAAGAAGGAAUUCAAAAGUCAGUCUGGAUUGAGAGAUCACAUUCGCCUUCAUACUGGGGAGAGGCCUUUUGAGUGUGAGUUCUGCCAAAUGAACUUUGCCCGGGCAUCGCACUUGAAGCGCCAUCGUCGUAUGCAUACAGGAGAGAAACCUUUUAUGUGUCGAAUCUGUGGCAAAGAUUUCUCCCGUGGUGAUAAACUUAAAGAUCAUUUGAGGCGUCAUGAAGCUGAAGACAAGCUCAGCCAAAUAAGGAAGCAAAUCUACCAGCCAGAUGAAGGAAAUGCCGAACAACCAGAGACUGAAAUGGGUUCCCAAGUGGGAUCAGUUAGUAAUGUACAAGUACUGGCCAACAAAACAAACAGUGCUCCAACAGAUUCCAUCAUGCCUCCUGCCAAACGGGCAAGAGGCAGACCUCCAAAGAAUUCCCAAGUGAACUCUCAUUUCCAACCAGCAGUGUCUCAGGUACCCUCUGCUUUGGUAUCACAGAGUGAAAGCUAUAUGCCUCAUAUGCUAGGUGUUACUAGUAUUGGGGAAUGUAUUUUAAGACCUAUUAAUUAAGUUCACUUUGUAUAGCAUCAUACUUGGUCCUUGUAAGCUGUUAGUGAAAGGAAAACUUGAAAUUCCUUACAAAUAGCUAAUUAACUAAUAAGUAUGAUAACCAGGGUAGGAAUAAGACAAUCUGGAAACCUGUGACAACCUUAUGAUUAAGCAGCAGCUGUGAUCCCCCUGUUCCCAUUGGGUAUUCAGUAUAGUGUACAGUGAUGUUUCAGCUGGUACUAAUGUUUCUGCAAAAUUUAAGAGUUUAGGUUUGGAACAUGCAUUUGGAAUUUUACCACUUUUAGUGAAGCAUUAUUUUCAGUGAUUAUCAUGUGGUCAUAGUGCCUUCCCCAUAAUUGACAGACUUUUCUUUGUCGUACUUAGUCUUCAAGGCUGUUGUAGAAGAAAUUCUCUUUUCCUGUUGAUCAGACUUACUUACUUUUUUUUUUUUUUUUUUUUUUUUUUUUUUUUUUUUUUUUUUUUUUUUUUUUUUUUUUUUUUUAAUUAUUGGCAAGUGGUUAUAUUUAACUUUACCUUGAAUUUAUGGUAUAAUUUGCAAUUAUUUAUUCAGUGUAAGGUUUGAUAAAUCAUUCUUUAGAAAGAAUUUUGUCACCCAAAAGAAUUGUCAUGUAGGUAUGUCAAGCAGUGUCAUUUUCAUUACUUCAUGGCUUGAGAAUUAUGGAGAAAUGCCUUGCAUUAGUAAAUUCAACAGGGGAAUGAAAAUUAGCCAUUAUUUAUGAGUUUUCUAAGGAAAAAAACUAGUUACAAAUGCUAGAAACUACUAAAAUCCUGUUGUUACACAAGUUUUUUUUUUAAGCUAGAAAGGGUGUCAGUAGGUGCAUGAAGUCUUUCUGUAUUUAUUACAAGAUACCAAGUGCCUUAGUGUUAGCACAGACCACACAACUUUUUCCUGGCAACACUCGAAACUUUUGUCUUGUACACUGUGUAAUUUAUUGUUGCGAUAGACAUUCCAUUUUGCCAAUUUCUGAUAUGCACAACUUGCACAAAUGUAACUAAUAAGUAUAUAGUACAACUUAUACCUGACAGUUCUGUGUGUUAUGCAUUGUGUGUUAUAACCUAAAACUGUUUUAUGCAUUGCGUGUUAUAACCUAAAAGUUAUGUUUUAUGCUGUGUGUGUUAUACCAGAGUCAAGGAUAAGUGAAAUCUUAUUCCUUUUAUAUACUAGUGAAAACUACGUGAAAUUGCACUUUUUAAAACUUAAUUUACAUUAUUAUUAUCAUUAAAUCCCAUAAAGUAUGCUAUUCUGCUAUUCAUUGUGAUAAAAAAUGUAGGGGACUGAAAGAUUUCAAGUUCAUUGGAGGCAUUUGGACUUUAAGGGAAGUGACUUCUGAACAUGAAGAUUAUAACGUUAGUAAUUUACUUUUAUAAUCUUCCCACAGAAUAUGUUUACUACACAAUGCACAUUGUAAAUAGUCUCAUUUUCAUGCAGGUAUUUACCACAGUUUUAUUAUUACCAACAGUUUUAUUAUAGGCUGUUCUGCUGAAGAGUCUAAGCCUUUAAAGGCAUAAUGCCAGAAUAUUCAAAAUAAAAAAAUUAUAUAUGUGUACUGUUACCAAGUAUAACAAUCCUGGAAAAAUAUUCUUGCUUAAAGCAAAGAUUUUCAUUUAGUAACAUUAUAGUACUUUUUCUAAAUAAAGCAGGUUUUGUAAAUAAAGUCUUAAUUUUGUUUUUUUCUGAGAACUAGGCGGAGAAGACUCGAAGAGGUCUGGAAAAACUAAUCAUUGUUAUUAUUAACAAUAAUCCUGAUAUAUUAAUAAUUUCACUAUUUUACUUAAAGGUCAUUAAAAUCAUUCUAGUCCUUUAAGUUUCAUUUUAUAAUAUAUAAAAUAUAUGUACUAUUAUAAAACUUGAGAUUUAACAAUAUUUUAGCGAAAAUAAAUUUCAAGAAUGGAAACAAGAUAUAAGCAUAAUGGUUUGCCAUUUUAGUGCUCAAGUUUUUGCAAAUGCCAAUUGCCUCUGUACCAGAGUUGAUAGAACACUUGAUAAGUAUCACAGUAUGUUAAUUUGCAAAAAAUAUCCUGGAUGGAGUUUGAUGAAAAUGAAAAGUGAAACAUUAUAUCUUUGUUGUAUCAGUUUUUCAUAUAGGGCAUUUACAUUGGCAUUUGUUGGUUUCUUGCAAAUUUCCAGUUUGAUAUAACAGUUUCAUUUUCUAAGUGAUACACUUUGUGCCUGUACAUUUUAUACUGUACCGGGCUAAGCUUAGCAUUUAAAUUUUUUUAAAAAUGUUUUGUGGCGUCAUAGACAACAGAUGAAAGCUUGGUAACUAACAUUUCUGAAAUUUAUAAAGUGAUAAACUUAGUGCCUGGACAUUUUAGACUUGGAUAAGCUUUGUGCGUAGCUUUCCAAUAUUUUGGUAUCAAAGACAAGAGUAUUUUUUGGGGGGAUACCAUAUUGCAAAUAGUGUAUAGUAUAACCUAGUGGCCUAGAUUACAAUACUGUUUAGUGAUGAUUUGCCUUCAUCACUUGACGGGGUGGAUUAUUGUGUCAUUGAUAAUCUUGUAUGAUAAUAUUUCCUAUUUGAACAGAGUUACAAGCAUUAGUUUUGUAUUUUUGUUUCCAAACAGUAUCAUAUAUAUUAAGCUUUUUCUCAUAACUAUAGUAUUAUAUUUAACUUUCAGUUGCCCAUUUCUUUUCUCAUUCACUUUCAUUGACCAUGCAUAGUUUCAUCAAUUCCACAAGUGCUGUGGUCAUGGACAGAUGACAGCAAUCUUCUUCAUAAAUCUGUAUUACCACAACAUUUGUGCAGCAUAAAUCAUUUCCAUUGUUAUUUAUAUUUAUUUUUGUUUGUGCAGAGAAUAUGAAAAUUAAUAUUCUUAUUACAUGAAUUAAGUUUUAGUUGAUAGGAUAUGGUGCACUUAUACUUUAAAAAUUAUGCUACACACUUGAAAACCCAUUUUGGACUAAAGUUAUAUAUUUCUAUUUUGAUCCUGAAUUAGGAAUGAACAGGUCAUAAUAUACCUUCUACAAUGUACAAGGCUUCCAUAACAAUGUACUGUACUUACAAUUAAGGCAUAGUACCAUUUACUGAAGAAUUUUUUUAAGCAGUUUCUUUAUUACAUGUAGUAUUUAUAAAUAGUUCAGUCACCCUGUAGUAUAUUGACUGAGGUGGUGUGCACAUUGUGUUAAAAAAAUGGCAUAAUAUUCCAUAAAGGCAAAGACAACAUACAAUGCCAGAUAGGAGGGUCUUUUUAUUAUCUUAGCAUCCGACAUCUUAAUAGUACUUGACUGUAGUUUUGGGUAACUGUUCUAGUAUAUGGGAGGAGUAAAUAUGAGUUUCCUGGAAUAAAUGGGAAAAUGUGAAUAAACCAUGAGAAAAAUCAAAAUUGCUUCAAGAAAUUGCAUUUUUUUUCUUUCUUUUUUUUUUCUUUUUACCAAUACUAGUGACCUUGAGGCAGCACCAGGAUAUUUGUUUACUAAAAUUUGUCUUCAAUAUUUAUUGCUAUUACUACUGUAUUUGGCAGAACCACAAAUUUUAUCCAAAAGCAGUGUUACAAUAGAAGUUAUAGCUUGGACGAGAAUUUUUUUUUCUAUUACUCUGGAGUAACUUAUCUUGAUAAAGAGUUUUCCUUGUUGCUCCUCCUUUGGGGCUUCCUUCUGCCAUAUUUUACAUCAUGUGAAACAUUCAGUGCCUAUAAAAAGACUUAAUUGAUAAGAACUUAAAGAAAUUAAUACUUCCAGUUUAUACUUUUAUGUACAGAAUCCUUGAUACAGACAUGACAAGUCAUUCCAAUAUAUUGUAGAGCACUUCUCAUGUGCCUUCUGUAAAUUAGUAAAGUAGUAUAUGAGAGGUUAUGUAAAGGAUUAAAGCUACACUUUAUGCAUAUAUUUUUAUAAAUCCAUAAUUUUUUUAAUAGGAUGUGAUCAGUCAGUUCAAAGAUGUUAUUGUUAGAAUGUGAAUAAAUAUUUUCAUCGGU